AUGGGAGAUAGAGUUGAGAGCUCUGGAAAAAAAGAGAGUAACAGAGAAGAAGGAGAAGUGAUGGACACUCCAGAGAGGAGCAAGAACUGCCAGAUCGCAGCUUCUAUCAGCAGAUUUGAGGAAUCCCCCGUCUUCAACUUUCUCAACAGCCUUUCGCCCAUUAGGCCCGUCAAGUCCAUACACAUCACUCAGACCAUCAACCCGCUUAGCUUUGCCUCCCUCCCAUCUGUUUUCAGCUCGCCCCACGUUCUCAAGGAAUCUAGAUUUCUUAGAAGGCACCAGCUUUCAGAUGCAUCAAAACCCGAGUUCUCAUCCGAUGACCACAACAAGCUCGAGCAGAAAAUCAUAGAUACGGAUACUAAUGUUAAGCAAUUGGAUGAACAGAAGGAAAAUGUUGACCCGAGCAAAUCCCAUGAUUGCAUGAAGUUUGUGGUUGAUUUUCCUGAAGAUUACGACUGCAAUAGCCCUGAACCGAGCAUGAAAGACAAAAACUUGAAACUUGUUCCUUUUGUGCCUGAGCUGUCUCGGGUGAACGUAGAGGGUGCGGGACUCAGCGUGGAUCCAAGUAAAGAAGGCGCGUCGUGUGAUUGGGAGGAUUUGAUCAAUUCAUCAGAUCUGUUGAUAUUUGAGUCCCCAGCUGUGGAGGGGAGCCAAAGGGAAAACAUUUUCACUCAGCCCGGGGAUGGGAGUGAGAUUACGGAUGGUGAUGGGGCCCAUCAUUUUAGUGUGGGUGAUGAAAAGAUGGAUCAUGAGCAUCUUUCGGGUUUGUACAGAGGCAUGAGGAGAAGGUGCCUGGUGUUCGAGAUGGGUGGGGCUCGCAGGAAACAAUUGGAUGAGAACUCGGGUCAUGAUCCAUCUUCAGACAGCAUCUCGGGAAAUGAGCCGACUCGCCGCAUGUUGCCCGGCAUUGGCCUGCACCUGAAUGCCCUUGCAUCGGCUCCCAAGGAUACUCUGACCUCCCGAAGACUGUUGAUCGGCCCCUGCUCGUCUGUCGAUUUCCAUCCACCAGAUGCCGUUGCUGUGCCGCCUAACCCUACAUCUUUAGAGACAGAAGCUGAAGGUGUGGAGAACAAUGCUGGUGCUGUGUCUGUGGUGGUUGAGGAUGAUGACAGCCAGCAGUCUGGGUUUGUGGCUAAUGAGGAGAACAAUCAGAGUAGCAGCCCCAAGAAAAAGCGACGUAAAGUGGAGCAAGCUGGGGAAGAUGGAGUCUGUAAACGAUGCAACUGCAAGAAAUCAAAAUGUCUAAAACUUUACUGUGAAUGUUUUGCUGCUGGCGUGUACUGCGUCGAGCCAUGCGCGUGUAUAGAUUGCUUCAAUAAACCCAUCCAUGAAGACACUGUUUUAGCCACGCGCAAACAAAUUGAGUCUAGAAAUCCACUUGCAUUUGCUCCCAAAGUGAUCCGGGGGCCUGAUUACGUCUCAGAAACUGGGUUGCAGGAUGACCCCAGCAAGACUCCGGCUUCAGCCCGGCACAAAAGAGGUUGCAACUGCAAGAAAUCAGGCUGCCUCAAGAAAUACUGUGAAUGCUAUCAGGGUGGUGUUGGGUGCUCAAUUAACUGCCGUUGCGAAGGGUGUAAGAAUGCUUUUGGUAGAAAGGAUGGUUCUGGUGCAAUAGGCAUAGAGGUUGAACCCGACGAGGAUGAAAUGGACAUGGCCGAAAAGAGCAUGCUUGACAGAAGCUUCCAGAAGUGCACAAUUGAAAAUGAGCACGAGAUGAAUGUGGGCCCCACUGCUCUCCCUGCAACACCUUUACAAGCUGCAAGGAAAUCAUCGACCAACCUCCCAUUAUCGUCCAAGAAAAAGCCACCGAGAUCGAGUUUUCCUUCCGUAGGCUCUUCCUCCUCUGUUUUCCAACCCAUGCAAAGCUUUGUGCCGCCACCCCCCAAAUUCGAGAAUCGCUUCGAAACUAUUAAAGAAGAUGAAAUGCCCGAUUUUCUCCAAGAAGAAGGCUCGUCUCCGGUCAGCAGCGGCAUAAAGGUGUCGUCACCCAAUGGGAAAAGAGUAUCCCCUCCUCACAGUGGCGUGAGGAGCAGCCGGAAGUUGAUACUAAGGUCGAUACCGUCAUUUCCUUCCCUCACACAAAACCAGUGA
Striga hermonthica is the source of this 2091-nucleotide messenger RNA. The record is from the annotation of a GenBank genome assembly. NCBI's taxonomy places the organism in Eukaryota, Viridiplantae, Streptophyta, Magnoliopsida, Lamiales, Orobanchaceae.